AUGAGUUCUCACAUAACUUCCCUUCAGCCUUUGUUUUGCGAUAGACUUCCGUUGUCACCAAAGUCUCAGCCAUCUUCCGUCACCGCCUACAUCUUAGCCAUCUCCCGUCUCCGACCUCUCGGCCACAUCUCGUCGCCGCCUAUUCUCAGUCAUCUCCCGUCUCCGACGUCUCAGCCACCUCCCUUCGUCACCGACACUACCGCCGCCGCUACCGACGAUGUCUCAGCCACCUCCCGUCGCCUCCUACGUCUCAUCCAUCUUCCAUCCCCGACGUCUCAGCCACCUCCCGUCGCCACCUACGUCUUAGCCAUCUCCCUUCUCCGACGUCUCAACCACCUCCCUUCGCCGCCGACGUCUCAGUCACCUCCCGUCGUCGACGCCCCAGUCACCUCCCGUAACCGACGUCUCAACCAAAUCUCGUCGCCGACGUCUCAACCGUCUUUGUUGCCUAGCUUCCACUCUUUAAAAUCGACUCCCGCCGCCGCCGAUGUUUCAGUCACCUCCGUCGCCGCCUACGUCUCAACCACCUCCCGUCUCCGAUGUAUCAGCCACCUCCCGUCGCCGCCUACGUCUCAGCCAUCUCCGUCUCCGACGUCUCAACCACCUCCCUUCGCCGCCUACGUCUCAACAUCUUCCGUCGCCGACUUCUUAGCCACCUCCCAUAGCCGACGUCUCAGCCACCUCCAGUCGUCGACGUCUCAACCAUCUUCGCUGUCUAGAUUCCACUGUUUAGACUCCCUCCGUCGUCGACGUCUCAACCACCUCCCAUCGCCGCUUAAGUCUCAGCCAUAUCCCGACUCCGACGUCUCAGCCACCUCCCAUCGUCGCCUACGUCUCAGUCAUUUCACGUCUCUAACGUUUAAGCCACCUCCCUUCGCCGCCUACGUCUCAGUCAUCUCACGUCUCCAAUGUCUUAGUAUUGUUCAUAGCAUUUAA
Molecule: messenger RNA, 936 nt
Organism: Impatiens glandulifera
Lineage: Eukaryota; Viridiplantae; Streptophyta; Magnoliopsida; Ericales; Balsaminaceae
Product: proline-rich receptor-like protein kinase PERK14
Exons: 4
Coding region: 1-936 (311 amino acids)
Source: RefSeq, a predicted model, not a curated record